AAGAUCAGAUGGGUUGCGGGUUUUGCGCCAUUUCCUUUCCCCUGCUCUGAGGGUAGUACGUAGAGCUCGGAUGGUCUCGGUCAGCCAUGGUUGCGGUUCUGAAGGUCUUGCAGGUUUAGUGACCAGUGUGCACAGGUUGUUGAGGCAGGAGGUCAGCAUUCUACAUUCUAUAGCAUUCCACAUUCAAAAACGAAUUGAAAUUUCUAUUCAUUCCAUUCAUCUCUAAUUGGCAGUAAGGAGAGCUUCUCUCAGGACCUCAUGGACACCCAAAGAGACAUGGAGGAAACCCAGGACAGUCCUGGGGCAGCAGGUGCUGAAGAACCAAUGUGCUCUGCAUGGACAUCUACAGCCAGAGAACGUGUAUCUGAGGCUCGCAGGGAGCUCAUCAACAGGAUUGGUGAAGCCUCUCUGAAAGCUGUACUGGAUGGCCUUCAGCAGGAGAUCUCUGGCAGUCCUGCUGUGAUCGGCAUGUGGGAGAGAAAUGAGGUUCUACAACAACACCAUGUGACUCAGGAUCAGGUCAGGUGCCUCGUUGACAUGUUGCGGAACAAGGGUAAUUCAGCCUGUCAGAGAUUCCUCUCUCACCUUGGAGAAGUGGAUCCUGCCCUCUGUGAAGACCUGUAUGAUCCAAACUUAAGUUUCUCGUGUCACUUUGCAGGCCCAGGAUCUACGGUGAAUUCAGCUUCAACAACACCCAAACAGAAAGCAGACCAACAGCCAGUGGUACUGAAACUUAAAGAAUGGAUUGUCUCGCAAUACAAGACAGUGCAAGAAUAUAAUGACCUACCAGGACAGGAUGUCUUGCUGACUGAUCGCUACACUCAGCUGUUGAUCAUUGAGAAACACAGAAAGCUGGAGGAAAGAGAGAAGGAGAUGCGUACCAGUGGAGCAGGGUUCUUUGGUGCCAGACAGAAGGAAUAUAAAAGUAUUACUGUGGACCAGCUCUUUAAGCCCAAUGAUCGUGGAGAUGUUUCCAAAGCAGUAAUUCUCCAGGGCAACUCUGGACACGGCAAAUCCUUCACCGCUCAGAAGAUCAUAUUGGACUGGGCAUCAGGAAGCCUCUACCAGGAUCGCUUUGAGCUUGUUUUACACCUCAGCUGCAAGGAAUUCAACCUCCUUUACAAAGAAGGGGAACAGAGUAGUGUUUUAGAUCUUGUGAACGUGGAUGAGAAAUACAUCCCACUGGUCCAGAAGAAACUGAAGGAAUCACCACAGAAGGUGCUUCUCCUUAUUGAUGGAUUUGAUGAACUUCAAUUCAAUAUAAAGGAACUCCGCAAGUCUCCUGUGAAAGACCUUUCCACACCAUCUCCUGUUGAUGCCAUUGUGGGUGCUCUGCUGAAGGGGAGCAUCCUAUCUGAGUGCCACCUGCUGGUCACCACCAGGCCCACUGCUUCAGACAAACUGAACAAGCUCCUCAAACGUCCUGUGCGCUGCACUGAGAUUCUGGGCUUCUCUGAGGAGGGCGUACAUGACUACUUCAAGAUGUUCUGCAAAGAUGAGAAGUUCAAGGAGGAGGCACUUGGCAGCGUGAAAGAAAACGAAACUCUCUACACCUCCUGCUUCAUUCCUGUCAUCUGCUGGAUUGUUUGCACUGUAUUUAGGGAGCACAUGCAAAAACACAUAGAAGUGGCUAAUGCUUUGGAAACAACCACAUCCAUAUUCGUCCACUUUGUGAAAAUUCUGCUUGAGCACCACUGCCGGGGUUUGAAGCAGCCUGUGCCUCUGCUGAGGAGCCUGGGGCAGCUGGCAGAGAGAGGGAUACAAAAGCAGCAGGUACUGUUUGACAAGGCUAGUGUGGAGGGCACAGUCUCAGAUCUCACUAGUGUUCCCUUCCUGUGUAAAUUCCUGCUGAAGGAGACAGUGGAAAAGAAGGAAAUGUUCAGUUUCAUGCAUCUGAGCUUUCAAGAGUUCUUCGCUGCACUCCACUACACAUCAUACGAGGAUCAAGAGAAUGUCAAGAAGAUGCUUGAAUUAGUUGAGCAACAGGAGGACAGAACCCAUCUCCUUCCUGUCAUUCAGUUCCUCUUUGGUCUUUCAAAAGUGAAGGUGAUGCAAGAUCUGAAGGACAUUGGGUUGACCUCCAAUCUCUCUUUGGAAGCAAAAGAGUGGAUAGUUAAACGCAUUGAAAAUAAUUCAGAGAAAGAUGCAAAGAUGCUCUUCACUCUCCACUGUCUAUAUGAGCUCCAUGAGGACAAGUUUGUGAGGACAGCCAUGGCGGUGUGGGAUAAGGUGAAGUUUGACUCCAUCCCCUUGACAAGAGCAGACUGCUGGGUGCUGCUGUACUGCCUGCAGUGCUGCCCCACCAUCCCAAGCCUGACACUCUCAGAGUGCAAUAUCACACCAGAUAAACUGAGAAUGCUGCAGCCUGCAUUGAGAAAAUGUCAGAAGCUGGGGUUAGCUGUGGAUAACCUGUCAGAUGCUGAUGUUCGUGAUCUGGUCUCAGCUAUGGGAGAAGGGAAAACCCUGAGUGAUCUGAGUGUGUUGAACAGCAGUCUGUCAGAUGAGAGUGUGCAGCAGAUCCUCACUGCUGUCUCCAAGCAGAAGAGUGUGGGUAAUGUUCUCCUCACUGUGAAGACCAUCACCCUCGUCACUGCAGAAUGUCUUCUCAACUUCAUGAAGAGCACACCUGCUGAAGAGUUUGUCAUUGUGGGGUUACCUGGGGGUUCUAAUGGAGAUGGCAGUUUGUGUUCUUGUCUCAUAGUGAAACGACUGGAGGAACAUCUCAUGCUGGGCGUUGCUAACUAUGGAGAUACCACAUCCCCAGAGUCAGAGCCCUCAGGGUUGGCACUAGGUGUCAUUCUCCCAGAGACCACAUACACCCUACUGCUGGAGGAAUUCACCUGCAGGUUUCAACAGCUGAGACAUCUGGUGGAAAACAGUCCAGAGUAUGAUAAGCAUGUGGAUGGCCUGAUGGCGUACCCGUCCUCUGUGCCUGAUCUGAAGUGGGUGGGUCUGGAGGCAGCCUGCCUGACUGAGGCCUGGGCCAUUAGAAUCAUCUCUCUCAUUAACACCCCCCAUUUAGAGAGAGUAGAGUUUAAUGCUGACAUUACUGAUGAGAGGAUGGAAGAGGAAACUGGUCUGCUCCUGGAGGAGGGAAUCCACCUACUGCAGGAGGCACAGAUACCCCCAGGACGCAGCAUCAAACUUACAGGGUUGCGGUGCAGGAAGAGUAAGGAUCGGUGUAGGAGAUGGAGGGACAGGAAGCUCAGCUGUAAUAGAUAUGUGGAGAUAGAGAUUCCAGCAGUGAAGAAGAAAGAAGUGUUGAAGAAGUGGAAGAAGAAGUGGAAGAAGAAGUGUUGUGUUUUACUGUAGCGCUGAUUUCAGCAAUGUACUGCAGUGUGUGUGUGUG
Engraulis encrasicolus (European anchovy) is the source of this 3349-nucleotide messenger RNA. RefSeq names its product NACHT, LRR and PYD domains-containing protein 1 homolog. The record is from RefSeq and is a predicted model, not a curated record. Gene Ontology annotation, biological process: regulation of apoptotic process. The coding region runs from base 259 to 3312 and encodes 1017 amino acids. The transcript is spliced from 12 exons. Gene Ontology annotation, cellular component: cytoplasm. Lineage: Eukaryota; Metazoa; Chordata; Actinopteri; Clupeiformes; Engraulidae.